CCUGGCUCUUCUUUGAGGACCACCUUAGGCAUGCUCCCACCCCUUGGCUAAAGAAAGUAAGGCCAACUCCGCUCAGUUUUCUUUAGCUGUAUAGUUAUCAUCCGGGAAAACCUUCCCCCUUUAGACUGCAGCAGUUAACGGAAUAUUUGGAAUACCAAAGUAUUUUUUUGCAGUGAUUCCUUUUUGUGAUGUCAAUUCUCCCCUGUCUCUAAAAAAGUUAAUCAGAAUUUGAAUCCAUCUGGUCUCAGGAUUGGAAAGCUAUUCUCGAAGCAGAUCAAAGAUGUUUAUUAAAGUUCAAUUCUUCAUCUUCGUUCUAGGGAGCAUGCCCUUCAUAGCACUUGCUGAAGAAGCAAGCUCAGUUCUAGAAGGAGAAGAAAGUACAACAAUUGAUUUCAGAGACAGAAAUGAUACAGAAUUUGAAGAAUUACCAACCCUGUUGCCCACAAGACUACACAAUGUAACAAAGCUCUUGCAGUUUGGACAACUGAUGACCACACAAAGUGCAUUUGUACCAGCUGAAGACAGUGAUAAUUCUACUGGUUACGAAGUUAACACAGAAAGUGUUGACGGUGGACUGAGUGGGGAACCAGAGAAAACUGAAAAAGGUGGUCUGGAAACAAUUGCACUGGUUGGAAUAAUUAUUGGAAUCAUAGUUGCAGUUGGAAUCCUCGCAGGAAUAAUAAUCGCUGUUGUAAGGAAGAUGUCAGGCAGGUACUCGCCCUGAAAACAGUUGAAGCAAGCAGCCAUGCCAUUCUAUGCCAGAAGAUACAAGUGCUUCUUAUUUUAUAAGAACUAAAGACUAUUCCUGUAUUGGUGUGAGAAGAUGAUCCAUGGAAAAUAUGGUUAAAGAAUUCCAUAUCUAUGGGGAUCCCACACAAUUCUAAGGACUCCCUCCCCCACCCCCCCAACUACAGAGUACAGAACAUUUAAUAGGAUUUUUACUAGCCAGGAGUUUACUAGAAGAAAGAAAAA
Messenger RNA from Aquila chrysaetos chrysaetos, 972 nucleotides. RefSeq names its product podoplanin (gene PDPN). Gene Ontology annotation, molecular function: signaling receptor binding; protein-folding chaperone binding; chemokine binding. Gene Ontology annotation, biological process: Rho protein signal transduction; positive regulation of extracellular matrix disassembly; response to hyperoxia. The record is from RefSeq and is a predicted model, not a curated record. The coding region runs from base 281 to 724 and encodes 147 amino acids. Gene Ontology annotation, cellular component: basolateral plasma membrane; apical plasma membrane; filopodium. Lineage: Eukaryota; Metazoa; Chordata; Aves; Accipitriformes; Accipitridae. The transcript is spliced from 6 exons.